This is a messenger RNA of Ochotona princeps (American pika), 3507 nucleotides long. RefSeq names its product cilia and flagella associated protein 251 (gene CFAP251). Lineage: Eukaryota; Metazoa; Chordata; Mammalia; Lagomorpha; Ochotonidae. The record is from RefSeq and is a predicted model, not a curated record. Bases 1 to 3492 code for a protein of 1163 amino acids. The transcript is spliced from 22 exons. Gene Ontology annotation, cellular component: sperm flagellum. Gene Ontology annotation, molecular function: protein binding.
AUGGCAGAGGAAGAGGAGGAAGAGGAGGAGGAGGAGAGUGAAGAGGAGAAUGAAGAGGAGAGUGAGGAGGAGGCUGGAGAAAUACCGAGGAAGACCAGAGUGAAGCGCCACCGCCACCGCCACCGAGCCCAGUUGGAAAAAGUGACUUCUGACUCUCAGUUGGCCAUAGUGGGCACUUCCUGGAAAAGCCACAACGCUAGCAAGGCAAAGAAGCAUUCACUCGAGUCCGAGGACUCUGGCCCGUAUGAGCUUCGGGGACACUCGAGCUCUCAGUAUGAGUAUCUGGAUUUAGAGUCGAGCAGUUCGGAGGAGGAGCACAAGGUCGGUGAAUAUGAGAUGCUUUCCUCAGGCCGGCUGGAGGGACCGACCAAGCAGGUACCCCAAGAUGAAGAGGAAGAAGGGUCCAGGGCAGGAGCUGAGGAAGCCACACCCAGAAAGGAGAAGAGACGGAGCAAGCGCGUGUCCUACUCCCCGUACGAAGAUGUCAGGGGGCACCCGAGCCAAUUGGCGGCCUCCAGGCAGUCCCAGGUGUAUACCUCCACGGAGGAUGCGCUGUUCCAGAAGAGGGCCAGCCUGGAGGCUCACCCCUUGACCAUGACCUGGACAUACGGGUGGAACAGCUCGCUCCCUGUCUUCUACAUCCACGAGGAACGCCAUAGGGUCCUUCUAUACGUGUGUGCGCACACCGUGGUCAUCUACAACACCUUCCGGAACAAGCAGUACCACCUCCAGGGCCACCCGAACGUCAUUUCCUGCCUGUGUGUCAGUGAAGACAGGCGCUGGAUUGCCACAGCGGACAGGGGGCCAGGGUGCCUCAUCAUCAUCUGGGACUCCUUCACAGGCAUCCCCGUACAUACCAUCUUCGACAGCUGCCCAGACGGGAACGGCAUCAGGGCCAUUGCCAUGACCCGUGACGCCAAGUACCUGGCCACCAUCUCUGAUGCUGAAGCCCAGAAGGUGUGCAUCUGGAAGUGGACGUUAGCAGUGGAAACACCAGCCUGUACCCUGGAGCUCCCCGCAGACUAUGGCCUCCAGAACUAUGUUACCUUUAACCCCGCAAACAACAAGGAGUUGGUGAGCAAUAGUAAAACGCAAGUCAUCUAUUAUUCCUGGGAUGAAGAGAAAGACACACUUGUGCACAGUGCUCCAGUUCUAACAGAAAAAACAUUCAACAAGCUCGUGGGAAAAUUCAGCCAGUCGGUAUUCCACCUGCAUUUGACCCAAAUCCUGUCGGCGACCAUGGAAGGGAAGCUUGUGGUCUGGGAUGUCCAGCGCUCGGGUGGCUCACCCUACAUCAAGCCAUGCAAGCUGGUGCACCUGCAGAGGGAGGGUAUCACCGUGCUCACCACUGUCGACAGCUAUAUCGUCACAGGCGACAUCAGAGGCAACAUUAAGUUCUACGACCGCAGCCUGUCCAUCGUUAACUGGUACAGUCACUUCAAAUUGAGCUCCAUCAGGACCCUGUCCUUCUCCAAGACCCCGGCAGCACCUCCGACAGAGAAAUCCAACUUCCCUCCGGACUGCACCCUGAAAGGGGACCUCUUUGUGGUGAGGAACUUCAUCAUUGGCACCUCCGAUGCCACCGUGUACCACUUAACCACAGACGGCACCAAGCUGGAGAAGCUGUUCAUGGAGCCCAAGGACGCCAUCUGUGCCAUCUCCUGCCACCCCUACCAGCCCCUCAUCGCCAUCGGCAGUGUGUGUGGGAUGAUCAAAGUAUGGGACUACGAAAAGAAAAAGUACCUGUUCAGCAGGGCCUUUGAGAAGGGCCUCGGAGUGCAGAGCCUCACCCACAACCCAGAGGGAGCCCUGCUGGGAGCAGGCUUCACCGAGGGCACAGUGUACAUCCUGGAUGCCAUGUCCUUGGAAAAUGAGAGCCGGAAGCCUUUCCAGUAUUCAAGAGGCAGUGUCACUCACAUCAGCUUCUCCCACGACUCCCAGUACAUGGCAACCGCCGAUGUGAACUGCACCGUGGCUGUGUACAUGAUCGUGGUCAGAAACGGACAGAGGGUCUGGGAAUACUUAGCCAGGCUCCGUUCUCACCGCAAGAGCAUCCGUAGUCUGCUCUUCGGGGUCCACCUGGACAGCAACGACCCCAGGCUCCUGAGCCUUGGCAAAGACAGGCUUUUGAUAGAGUACAAUCUCCGCAGGAGCUGCCGCGACCACCUGGAGGUCGUGGACAUCCACCGUACGGACCAGGGCGACUAUCCCACCUGCAUGGUGUGGUACCCACCCCUCACCAAGGAGCUCUUCCUGCUCAUUUGCAACAGCGGCUACAAAGUGAAGCUCUUCAACUCCACCACCAAGAUGUGCAGAAAGACGCUGCUGGGGCCGACGUUUGGUUCACCGAUUGAGCAGACCCAGGUUCUGCCAGCAAGAACAGCCAAGGAACUGCAGAAGCGCUACCUGGUGUUCAUCAACAAGGACAAGGUUGGGCUACAGAUCUUGCCAGUAGACGGCAACCCCCACAAGACAUGGGCCAUUGUUUGCCACCCAAACGGGGUGGCCGGCAUGGCCCUGUCCUAUGAUGGCUCGUACGCCUUCACUGCGGGAGGGCAUGACCGCUCAGUCGUGCAGUGGAAAAUCAACCUCAGCACCCUGGAGGCUGCGGUUUCUCUCGGGGGUGACGACCUGACCCCGUUCUAUGACCUGGUGCCUGGUGGCAGGGAAGGCAGGUUCUACACGGAGCUGGAGGACUAUUUCUACUAUUCACAACUCCGCAGCCAGGGCAUCGACACGAUGGAGGACAGGCAGGUGUCAGAUCACAUCUCCCUGUCAGAGCUGCCCUACGUCAUGAGGGCCAUCGGCUUCUAUCCGUCGGAAGAGAAGAUUGCCAAUAUGUUUAAUGAAAUCAAAUUCAGCGAAUACGUAAACACUGGGAAGAUAAUUGACAAAAUCAACUUGCCAGAUUUCCUCAAAGUUUACCUCAAUCACAGGCCGCCUUUCGGUAACACCAUGAGCGGCAUCCGACAGACCUUUGAGGUUCUCGGCUUCACCAAUUCCAAAGGACAAAAGGCUAUUCGAAGAGAAGACUUCCUGAAACUACUUCAGACUAAAGGUGAGCACAUGACCAAGGAGGAGAUGCUGGACUGCUUCGCCACGCUGUUUGGCCUGAAUCCUGAGGGCUGGGGAUCCGAACCGGCCGCCAUCUCCUUCAAAGCUCCUGGCCUCAUCUCUCCCCUCGUUCUACUGGCCAAGUGGGUGGACGUUGGCCAGCAGGAGAGAGGGUCCAGCUUGGUCCAGCUGUGUCCUGGCAGCUCCAGCAGAGCGGUUCAGAAAUUUGCCUUGAAGAGGAACUUCCAGAAGAAAUCACUGCAGAAAUAUUCACAACUGAAAUUCUUGGCUUGGCCAUUUCUGAAGACUCUGAGUAAAGUGGUCAGUGAAGUUGUAAGAAAUGUUGGAAACCCAGAGGCACACGUGUGUGUGUGUGUGAGUGUGUGUGUGUGUGUUUUCUGCAUUUCCCCACCCGAUCCUGUUCAUCACAACACUUGAGCAUUAAAAGUGAGU